GAGCAACGUCGAAAAUUUUAUAAAGAAGCUUGGACCGGAGAAAAGGAGAAACGACAAGCUAUGGAACAGAACGUUAAUAUGAUUCAAGAGAAUAUAAAAUUUAUAUUAGGCAGAUGUGUAACUACUAUGGUUGCAUAUACCGAAAUUGUUCAUCAUUUGGAACGCUUAGAUCCAGCAAUAAUUAAACCAGAAGUUCCUAUAGCUUCUGAAAUGUCUGUUGAAUCCAGACGUAUAGUGAUGACGGUUUUUGAUUUGUUAGAAGGAUUGUCUGAGCAGAUGAACGAGUCAUCACAAUCUAGGAUGGAACGAAUGGAGGCUACGAAUUCGGGAAAAAAGCCAGAUCUACAAGUUUUGUUAAGCUUGACACGAUACCUAUUUGAAGAUGACUCUCGUCAGAUAGUUGAAGAAUUUUUAAAGAACGCUCUUAAAUUGAGGUUCGUGGUGGAAAAAAUUAUUGUGAUGUAUGUUGAUGUGAAGGACGAAAUUAGUUUCUUGCCCGUAACUGAGGAUCGAACCCCAUCAACAUCAAUGAUGUCGACAACAUAUUCUCCACCAAAAAAAAUUCUUGAAUAA
Molecule: messenger RNA, 573 nt
Organism: Dentiscutata heterogama
Lineage: Eukaryota; Fungi; Glomeromycota; Glomeromycetes; Diversisporales; Gigasporaceae
Source: the annotation of a GenBank genome assembly